Molecule: messenger RNA, 1284 nt
Organism: Pezoporus occidentalis (night parrot)
Lineage: Eukaryota; Metazoa; Chordata; Aves; Psittaciformes; Psittacidae
Product: surfeit locus protein 1
Exons: 9
Coding region: 1-933 (310 amino acids)
Biological process (GO): mitochondrial respiratory chain complex IV assembly
Cellular component (GO): mitochondrion; membrane
Source: RefSeq, a predicted model, not a curated record
AUGGCGACGGGGAGGCUGCUGCUGCGCGCGGGGCCGCGGGUGCUGCGGGAGCGCCGGGGGCGGAUAUCACACUGCUCGAUCAGAAGAACUUUUUUUGGAUAUCCCCUAACUAAAGCAGGUUCUGGUCUGGUCCAGCAGACUAAAGGUGUUUUUUUGAGGUUCUGCAGACCACAAAGUUCUACAACAGCUGCUGAUGCACCUGGAGAAGAUUCCUUACUUAAAUGGGGUCUUCUCCUGGUCCCUCUGAGCACAUUCUGUCUCGGCACAUGGCAGGUUCAGCGACGAAAGUGGAAAUUAGAUUUGAUUGCACAACUGGCAUCAAGAAUUACAUCAGAGCCUGUCCCUCUGACAUUAGACCCCAUGGAAUUGAAGGAGUUGGAGUACAGACCCGUAAAGGUCCGGGGCCAUUUUGACCACUCCAAGGAGCUCUAUAUUUUGCCACGGUCACUUGUGGAACCUGAGCGAGAAGCCAAAGCAGCCACACGGCUCAUGUCCCACCCGGAGAAUGGCGCAAAUGUCAUUACUCCUUUCUACUGCACAGACCUGGGGGUCACGAUUUUAGUCAACCGAGGAUUUGUGCCCAAAAAGAAAUUGAAACCGGAGACCAGGCUGAAGGGACAGAUUGAAGAUGAAAUUGAUCUCACCGGGGUGGUGAGGUUAUCAGAAACCCGAAAACCUUUUGUGCCUGAAAACAACAUCGAGAAGAACCGCUGGCACUACCGCGACCUGCAGGCUAUGGCAGAGGUGACGGGUGCUGAGCCCAUCUUUCUCGACGCCGACUUCAGAAGCACAGUUCCUGGAGGGCCCAUUGGAGGCCAGACACGAGUGAGCCUGAGAAACGAGCACAUGCAGUACAUCAUCACCUGGUAUGGCUUAUGUGCUGCAACUGCAUUCCUGUGGUACAGAAAAUUUGUACAGAAGAUACCUCUAUGAGGGGAAGAGCAAGUCUCUUCUGUACUGCAGUCAAGAGCAGACUUUUCUGGAAGAUAGCAGUCCGAUCAGUCCUGAGGAACUGCAGCACAGUUUUAGGGCAACAUGUGCUGUAAAGGUGCACAGCUAUCAAGCUGCAAAUAAGACUUUAAGUAACAGAUGCAGACUCUAAGCUCCUGCCAGCAUUAUAUAGCUGCAGCUUGGAUGCACUGAACUUGAAAGCAUCAGUUGAGACUUCCAGGGAAGCUGGUUUACACAUUAAUCUUAAGGAUACAUGUUUCUUUUGUGGCUGGUGGUAAGCUACAGCAUUUUAACUUCUCCAUAUCUGUACCUUCCAAAAGAUGGAAUGGUUUC